GAUGAGCGAGAAAAUGAAAGGUUCUAUAUAUUCCAUCGGCAGGGGGCAGCAUAGAGAAGAAUGGGCCAGAGCCUUAUGGAAUGGGCUAUGUUAGUAUGGGCUAUGUAAUACCUUACACAACGUGUUAUCAAACGUCCAAUGCAAGUUGAAAACGCUGGGUGUUUGCCAGUGUACAAGCCUCCCCUGUUUCAAACAGCAACACGCGGCAACUUCACCGCAACAAUGAAUUCAAUAUCUUAUAUAUCAACCUCUGUGAGAACUGUUGGUAAGUUAACCUCCAACUCAGCGUGUCGGAGGUUAAUUCAAAGAACUGAACCAUAUGGGUUAUGUACAAAGCAGCUGGUACAUGUAUGUAACAUGCAUAUGACACAUGGGAGGGGUUCUCAAGCGCUUCAGUUCAGUAACGUGACUGAGAAGGACAGUCUCGAUUUCAUCAAUCAAAUUGAAAGAUAUCGCACACUGUCAAAUACACUGCCUACCGGUGAAGCCUACUUAACACAUUCGCCUGCGAAUAGACGUGCUACUCUUCAGACUCUUCAGUCCUUUAACGACAGUGAGAUGUGGAACAUUGUAAAGAACACCCCUAACGGCGUGAGCAUAUCUGGUCUUGCCACCUUAAUGGGGAUCUGUGUCAAGAUCGGCAUGGACCCUGACAGUCCAACAGGCCUCAUAUCAAAACUUAAAAAGGAGUGCCUUAGGAUACUCAAUGAAGAAGAUGUGCCUAUCACUAACUUGUGCCUUCUUGGGGAGGUGGUGUAUAGCUUGGAGGGUGCAUCACCUCUUCUCAGUGAAGUUUUGAAAUCAGUUAGUGAUAGUGUUGAUGUUGAUCUAACGCCACUGGAUGCUUCUCAUCUCUACACCUUCUUUGCAUUGAUUGGGACCCAACACAUUCACCCACAUCUCAUGACAAGACUGAACAGGUGCACAGAGAGGUUGGCACACAGACUACCGCCAACUGCCAUUAGCAACAUCCUUCAUUCCCUGGCUGUGUUGCAGGAAGGUCAGUCUGUCACGCUUAUUCCCAGGCUUAUAGAGCGCUCCACUCUUACCAUGGGAUCAUUUAGUGAUGCAGAACUUAGUGGGAUUCUCCGUGCUCUUGCACGGUUAUCACAGUACGAUGCACAAUUCCUAUAUUCCCUUGAGCAUCAGCUAGUUAACAGAAUAGAAGAAUGUGAUCCAGACCUUAUCAGUUCAGUAAUGGAAUACUGUCUACAUGUGCGCUGGUGCACCAGCGUUGUAUUUGAAGCCGUCGCCGAGCGAUUAGUCCAAAAUGCAGAGAUGUACAGCACGACUCAAAUUGCCCAGCAAAUUGUUGCCAUGGGAAGACUGAAUUAUCUCCCAAGCUGUGCCAGUGAGAUGUUCAAGAAGUUGGAGAGCAUCCUCACCUCAAGGUUCUCUCAGUUCCAGCCCCGGACUCUACUCAACAUGCUGCACUCCUGCAUCCACUUGGAGAGGUUCCCUCUGAACUUUGUAUCCAGAGUCUUCAGUUCCACCUUUCUUCAAAGAUUAGAAGUGCAAGGUCAUGGCUUGGACAAAAAAGCAUUAGCACAGCUCACACAGCUCAGUAUGUGCACCUCGCUGGAGUGCACCUUCUAUCAGGGGCCAAAACUUCCAUAUCAUUACCACAUGAAGAAGUUCCCAGCAGUUGAGUACUUUUUCGAGAGCCCGCUGGACCGCUUUCUGUUCAGAAAGGUCCAUGGUCCUCUUUGCAAGGUGCUGGGUGGAAGGAAUUAUUUUUCCACCAGGGUUUUCACACAAAAUGGAUACACUGUUGAUGUGGAGAUCUGCUUAGAUGAAGAAGGCCUGAUUUUGCCUCUCACACAAUGGGAUCAGACCCACAAAAGAAUUGCCCUUUGUUUGGAUGGGCCUGACCGAUUCUGCACAAAUACACACCACCUUUUGGGCAAGGAGGUCACAAAGAGGAGACAUCUCCAAAAGCUGGGCUUUGUGGUGAUACAGAUUCCUUACUUUGAAUAUGAGAUUUUGAGGACACAGAGACAGCAAACACGAUAUCUUCAUCAGAAGAUAAGUCACACAGUCUCUGAAGGAUGAAGGAUGGAUUCUUCAAUGUGACAAAACUCCAAAGCAAAAUGGUGUUGUUGAUGUUACAAUUUAAUUCAUGUUGAAAACAUUAAACAUGAGAAAAUCUAAAAUAAUUCAUUUGAAAUUGAGAUACACAUCAGAUUUGUAACUGUGUUAAGUUGUUUAACUAUUUAAUA
This is a messenger RNA of Alosa alosa (allis shad), 2219 nucleotides long. RefSeq names its product FAST kinase domain-containing protein 3, mitochondrial-like. Gene Ontology annotation, molecular function: RNA binding. Bases 139 to 2052 code for a protein of 637 amino acids. The transcript has 7 exons. NCBI's taxonomy places the organism in Eukaryota, Metazoa, Chordata, Actinopteri, Clupeiformes, Clupeidae. The record is from RefSeq and is a predicted model, not a curated record. Gene Ontology annotation, biological process: mitochondrial RNA processing; regulation of mitochondrial mRNA stability. Gene Ontology annotation, cellular component: ribonucleoprotein granule; mitochondrial matrix.